Alosa alosa (allis shad) is the source of this 5284-nucleotide messenger RNA. RefSeq names its product caspase recruitment domain family, member 14 (gene card14). The record is from RefSeq and is a predicted model, not a curated record. Gene Ontology annotation, biological process: regulation of apoptotic process. NCBI's taxonomy places the organism in Eukaryota, Metazoa, Chordata, Actinopteri, Clupeiformes, Clupeidae. Gene Ontology annotation, molecular function: protein binding.
CAGACAGCUUGCGAUAUGAUGGGGUUGUGCCUCGGUGCUGUGUUAGGCUACAGGUUAUACUGUACGUCAAAUGAACUCUUCCUGUAGGGUAUCGUGCCUACCCCCACAACUGCUGUUGAUAGCCUACAGAUCUGCUGUUGGUAGCCUAUCUUUAGGCUUCGUUCGUUUCGGUUUUUAAAUGUUUCUAUUCCUGUCUAUGUUUUCUCGCUAAUAAAAAUGUGUAGGCCCUCAGUCUAGGUAAUUCGUUUGAACUGAGAAAGUGCUGGAGGAGAAUUCUAGGAUAACAUCAGCUGAACCGCACGGCAAAUUGAAAGAUUUGAUAAGGUUUUGCUCACACGCAUCCCUGGGCAGGUGGAGCUGCACGAGGGUUCUUAAUAAACACCCACACUGGUCUUCCCCCUCCAGUCAAACCUGCGCUUCUCACCACGCCACGCCACGGCUGUACCUGAGUGGCUCUGGGACUAUUUGGACUAUAACCCCCGUGGCCGGUCGCUGGGUUUUGGGGGAAGAUUUUUGUUGCCAUGGCGGUGGCGGACCUCGACAUGGACCCCGAGCUGAGGGACGAGGAGGGCGACGAGCUGUGGGAGCUGAUCAACGACAACCGGCACAGUGUGUCGCUACAGGUGCGGCCGUGCAUCGUCAUACCGUACCUGCGGCAGGCCCGCGUGCUCUCCGAGAUCGACGAGGACGAGAUCAUCAACUGCCACCAGCUCAAAAACUUCUCCAUGAAGACCAGCCACAUGCUGGACCUGCUGCGCUCGCGGGGCCGCAACGGGGCCGUGGCCCUGCUGGAGAGCCUGAUGAUCCACUACCCCACCGUCUACACACGCAUCACUGGACGCAAGCCCAGCACCGAGCCCUCGGGCUUCAGCGGUCUGAUCAAGUACUCGGAGCUGACGGAGUACCUGGUGCGCGCGGUCACCAGCAUGCAGAAGGAGCUGGCUGAGACGCGGCAGGAGGCGGACCAGCUGCGCGAGCGCUGCGCGGGCCUGGAGGCGGAGGCGGGCGGCGCGGCCGAGCACCACGAGGAGCUGCGGCGUCUGCGCGAGGAGAGCGGCCGCCUGCGCAGCCACAUGGCCAGCCUGCACCGCGACCUGCUCAAGGUCAAGGACGAGAAGUGCGAGCUGUACGGACGCUACGCCGCCGCCGUGGAGGAGAAGUCGGCCGUCGGCCUGCGCUGCCGGGACCUCAACCUGCAGAUCUAUCAGCUGCAGUGUGAGCUGCGUAAGGCCCAGACGGAGACAGACUUCCAGCGGCGGCGCUCGUUGCGUUGCGUCUCCCCCAGUGAGACUCAGCAGCUCAGGGAGGAGAUCUCCACGCUGCGCCGGAAGCUCAUGGAAGCCGAGACGUUUAGCCCGGCGCGGGAGGACAUCCUGGCCCAGGACCUGGUGGAGGCUCAGGACCGACGCUCGGAGCUGGCUGAGCAGCUGUACAGGCUGCGGGAGGACAACGAGAGGCUGGCCAGAGAGGCCGAGGAGAUGUUUGAGGAGAAGGAGGCCCUGACGCUGCAGGUGCAGAAGUUGGCGCUGGACUGUGAGAUGUACCAGCAGAAGAGCACCGUUUUCCAGAGUCAGUUGAGAGAGCUGCAGGCCGAGAGAGACAGAGCCUACCUGUCCAGGGAUGACGCCCAGGCCCAGAUAGCGCGUAGCCUGGCUGAGAAGGACGUGUUGCGCAGUCAGCUGGUGGAGCUGCAGGAGAAGGUGUUUAAUCUGAGAGCUCGUAGCACUGAGAGGGGACCAAGAGACAAGUCACGUACCAGGCAGUGGAGUUGGGAGAGCAGCUAUUGCGGCUCCAGCAGCGAGGGCGCCCCGCCCAGCCCUCAGCCUUGCUCCCGGCUGUGCCGCAUGAACGCCAUCGGGCCCGACCUGGAGGUCAGUGACGAAGGACUGAGCAGCAUCCGUUCUAGCCAUGUGGAGCCACCAGGCUCUGAUUCUCUCCGCAGACGCCAGUUUGACUUGAGCCUGGACAACAGCCUCGAGACAGACGACAGUCCUUUCUCCUUGGACACAGAGAGCGACUUUGUCAUUAUCAAUGACAGUAAGUCAGCAUCACUCCCCACCCUUCCACAGAAGAGCCGCAGCCUUGACACUGUGUCGCGGGCGUCUGCACCUCCCUUCCUGAUGCGUUCACGGCCGCAGGCGGUGCGCAUAACCGGGCGUCAGCUCACCCUCACCGUCCAGGACGGCGCGCUGCUCAGCCAGAUCCAGGUCGUCGGGGGCAACAAGACGGGCGUGUUCGUGCACCGGGUCACCGAGGGCUCGUCUGCUCACAUGUCCGGGGUCAGCCCCGGAGCCCAGAUCAUAGAGGUGAAGUACGAGGAGGAGAGGCAGGUGCUGCGGAUGGUGCUGGAGGACUCCACCCAGGAGGAGGCGCUGUGGGCUCUGAGGCAGGUUAAGGGGCCAUGCCAGCUCUCACUCAGGCCCAACCAGGACGUGUAUGAGAGCCUUCGGCAACAGCUGAAAAAGGGGGAGGUCACCUCGGGGGACUCUUUCUACGUUCGGGUCAACAUGUCCGUGCCGGCGGGCACAGCCGUCGGUGGCCUGUCCAUCAAGUGCAACGACAUCCUGCACGUCACCAACACCUGCCACAGCACCGAGGGCACCUGGUGGGCCAGCCUGGUGCACCCAUGCCAGCUGCAGGACCUGAAGAGUGGCAGCGUGCCCAACUACUACAGGGCUCAGCGUUUGCUGAUUCAUUCAAUAGAAGACAUGACCUUCCAGCAUCGAGCUCACAAAAAGGUGGAGCGUGUUCAGGGGAAGCAGAAGGCCGUGCGGAUUGUGAGCACCGGCCGGCAACCACGCAACCCACUCUGGGUCAGUGUGAAGAAGGACGGUGAUGGCAGCACACCGAGGAGCUGUGUCACCCUCAUGCCGUACACGCUGGUCACACCCCACUACCCGCCUGUCUGCCGCCCGGUCCUCCUCCUUCCCACAGUCCUUGGCCGGGUCCUCCACAAGAGGCUGGCAGAGAUGGAGGGCUACCAGCUCUGUGAACCUGAAACGCUGAGUGCGAGUGAGCAUGCGGUGCGGGUGCAGAAAGGGGAGGUUCUAGAGGAGUGUGGAGACCCCAGCACCCACCACUGCUACACCCUGCAGGGCGUGGAGAAGAUCAUGAAGAGGGGGACCCACUGCGUCCUGCCGCUGGGGCUGGACUGUGUGCGGCGUCUCCACAGGGCGGACAUCUUCCCCAUCAUCAUCUUCAUCGCCGCUACUAAGUGCAGCACUUCCCGACUCAAACAUCGUCUGCGGCACCACAGUGUGUCGGAGGCUCAGCUUCUGGACAGCUCGCGUGCCGAGGAGCCCCUGCUGGACAAGCUGCCGUGUCUGUACCGGAUGCUGCAGCCCGAGUGCUGGAGGGAGGAGGCCCUGCUGGACCUCAUCCAGGGCGCCGUGGUGGAGGAACAGCAGAAGGUCGUGUGGGUCGAGCCCGACCUCUGGUGACCUCUAGUGAUCCGGUCAGAAGCCAGGAGCUGAGAGGGCAUCCCAGAACAUCCACUGGUGCUGUUGACCUGUUACCUACAUAAGCUCACUGAGCCCCAUAACAACAACAACAUCAACAACAACAACAACAACAAAAGCAACAAUACUAAUAAUGUUGAUAAGAAGAAGAAGAAGAAGAAGAAGAAGAAGAAGAAGAAUACUUUUUAAUAUGUUAUUAACAUGUUUUGAAAAUAUUUUGUUUUUGUAGAUUUAACUAGUCAGGUAGCAUAAUAGCAUUUUUAGCAUUUAAUAGCAUGGGACACUACAGUCAAAAAGCAUGACAUUUUCAAAGCUAUAUCCUCGGGUCCUUAUGGGUUCUAAUUGGAAAAGGUGCCACUUCAGUGUGCCCAUAUAAGGCUAUAUUUUGUAACCCUCAAGUACAGUGGCACCUAUCUCAGUUUGAAUCUUCAGGAUCCAAUGAGGCACCGAAAAAUGAUGGUGUUUUUCUCCAGCAUGUCCCCAAAAACAUGCUAAGCUACCUGACCGAACAGACACAUGACAGUUUGCAUUAGGUCUGAGCACAGUGCUCGCACUAGUUCUUCUCAUUAUAAUGGGCUAUUAUAAUGACUAUUAUGAGAUGUGUUGCUCAGUACUGAGCUGUUACAAUUUUAUGCUAUAGCAUAAUCUACUCCUAAUUACUAUAGCCUAUUUCAUCUUACACAACCUUACCGUUAAAGGGCAUUGCCUUUCAGCUAAACCACUACACUUUUUGUAAUGUAGAUGAUGCUGCUUUUAUUUCACCAGAAACAGAUAGUCUGUUUUGGAAGAGGGAGAGAGUAUAGUUCUUCUCGACCACAGAUUGUAUAUGGUAUGUGUAUGUAUGGAUAUGUACUGUUUAUUGUAUGCCGUCUAUGGGCUGAGUGCUCUGGAGUCAUUCUCAGAGUGUGCUGAGGUUUUUGGCAUGACACAGGUGUCACUGACAGUCAUGCCUGGAAUGCAGACGUACUGGAGUGCGUGUCUGCGUUGUAUCUGAGGUAUCACUCUCUCUGAUCUCUCUCUCUCUCUCUCUCUCUCUCUCUUUCUCUGUUUUCACUACGUCAUCACUGUGUUUUCUCCAGCUGGUUUCGCUCCUGUUUAUAACCAGCUCUGGGACCAGAUUGUGAAGUAAAAAAUGUUGUCACUUUAAUGAUGAAUGUGUUGGUAUGACGCAUUUAAUGACAUUGGUUUUGUUGAAUUCAGUUGAGUUGGUUCUAACAAAUGCCUCGAAGGUGUAAAUUCACACAGUGCAAUUGUUUUACAUGUGGUGGUGAAUGGAAGAAACACAAGAUUUGACUGUGUUUAUUUUCCUCUGGUGAUAGACAGUAACAGAUGAAGCCCAUGGGCUGUGUAAAAUUGCUGUGCUAUGGUGGGUACCUGGUGCAGUGUGUACUGAUGUUAAGACUGAGUGUGUUGGUAAGGGAUAUGGAAGUGAUAUCUUUUGUAAACUUUUAUAUAUAACAUUUAAAUACUGGGCCUCUUGGACCAGAGUGCUGCCUGAAACAUGGUGCGGUCUCAUCUUGAGCAAUAAUUAAAUGGCUUAAUUUCUUUCAGCUAUUAAUUAUUGUCAAACAGUAUGGCAAUAUUAGACAUUUUAUGUGAGAAUUAUUUGUGUAUGUUUCCACAAUGUUUUAAGAUGUUUAUUUAAUGUUUUAUAUUUAGAAAACAUACAACGUAUAAGAUGUAUUUCUUUUCUACAAAAGUGUUUUCCUUUUUGCUUUUAAAAUAAACCAAACCUAAACUAUACCAUCAGAAUGUAGAUGGCAAAUUAAUACAAUAAUUUAAUCCUGUUAUGCAGGUUCUAACAAUAAAUAAAAGCACAGCUUUAU